Molecule: messenger RNA, 1470 nt
Organism: Nelumbo nucifera (sacred lotus)
Lineage: Eukaryota; Viridiplantae; Streptophyta; Magnoliopsida; Proteales; Nelumbonaceae
Source: RefSeq, a predicted model, not a curated record
AUGCAUGACCUCAUUCAUGAUUUAGCACAAUCCAUUACAAAGGACAUAUAUUUUAGAAUAGAAACUGGUGAUCAUUUGGAGAAUAUUCCCAAUAAUGCUCAUCAUAUGGGCUUAUCUCUUCGGAUGGAAGAUGAUCAACUAGCUCACUGUUGCAAUGCCUUGUACAAAGGGAAGAGUUUACGCACAGUUGUAGAUUUGUACUUCUACAAACUCAGACUCACAUAUCCUCGGCCAUUCCUUGACAAUUUAUUCAAUGCAUGCACAUGUUUACGUGUUUUGUGCUUGCAUGGUAUUGUCCUUAGCAAAUCUGGUUUGCCAGAUUCCAUUGGGAACUUAAAACUUUUACAAUACCUAGACCUUUCCUUCACUGAAAUUCCAGCUCCACCCACAUCGAUUUGUAGCCUCUAUAAUUUACAAAUAUUGUUAUUUUUGGGAAAUUACGAAUUUGUAAAUGAUAUGGAGUUAGGUGAAGUUGUAGGAAGCCUUGUCAAUAUUCAACUUGUCAAGAUGAAGACCUAUGUAUAUAAUUCCAGAUUUCCACAGGGAUAUCUCAAAUUGUAUGGUAAGUGCAUCAAGUUAAAACAGGUUUUCCUAUUAGAGUUAGAGCUUUUGAACAUGGCAGAUAUCAAGGAAGUUAAUUUCAAGAAGAAUGAAGAUAUCGAGGAGUUAACAUUUGAAUGGAAUGGCAGGACAGAAAGAGCUAUGACGGAGGAAGUAAUAAAGACAGCAAUCUUUCCUCAAGAUUCUGAAAAUAGCAUACAGUGUGUGGGUCGUGAGUUGUUUGUGUCACGGGAUGGCAUUGUUGUGAAGCCAUUAUUUCAAUCACUCAAGUAUCUUGAGGUUUCGAGGAUGCCUAAUUGGGAAGACUGUGAUGUAGAGCAGGUGGAAGCAUUGACAUUGUACCCACCUCCUUCAUUUGAAGAGUUGAACAUGUUGGGCAUACAUGAUUGUCAAGAAUUGGGUGAUAUCGAAGAAGGCAAAUGUCUUGGUGAGAAAAAUGAAGAAUGUUUUAUUCUUGUUAGGGGUUCUAUGAUACACGGAUGGAGAGUAUUAUGGCAAAUAUGUGCUUCAGAAUUGAAAUUGCCCACCAGCCUUCAAGAACUUCGGUUUGAGAAUUGUGAGCACCUUCAAUCCUUACCCAAAAAUUUGCAGAGCCUAACAUCUCUUGAACAGUUAUGCAUUUUGGAAUGUCCUUGCGUAAUGUUCUUUCCUGAGGGAGGUUUGCCCACCACUUUGAAGAGACUUAUGAUCUGCGGAGGCGGUGAGGAAGACAUGGAAGUCCCACCCAAAGGUGUUGGACUACACAAACUUACAUCUCUUCGAUCAUUGACUAUCCAGGAUUAUUGUGGUCUCUGGUCCUUUCCAGAUGAGGAGUGGCUUCUGCCUACCUCUCUUGAAUUACUAUAUAUCGGAAAUGCUCCUAUGCUCAUGUCCUUACCCAAAUAUUUGCAGAGUUUCACAUCUCUAUAA